AUGACAGAAGCUGUUUUCAGAAAAUAUUUUAAAAACGCUGACGUCAUCUGGAACAAAGCUACCAACAACGAUCAAUUAGAGGACGAUUGUGAUUACUCAAGGAUUGAUAGAAGAGAAGAAAAUAUAAAACAAUGGAAAUCACGUAUCUUUCGUGACACUCUAAAGAUGUGCUCAGUUCAAGGAACAUCCAAAGAAUGCCAUGUUCACGUGGAUGAUGAUUUUAAAAACAAUCAACUUCCUUCAUCAUCCAAAGACACGAAUGAUAUGGAAAAUGUCAUUACGGAUGUCUUGAAAUCAUACAAUGCUAUACCUAUACGAGUUAAGAUACUAUGUGAUCGAUUGGUUAAGAGCAUGGAUAAUAACAAGUUCAAUGAUAUAUUAUCAGAUGCUGGAUGGAAUUAUGAAGAUUAUCAAAGAGGAUAUCAAGUACAAAACGACGACGGAUCACAACGUAUAUCUUGGAAUAUAGAGGACGAGUGGAGAGCCAUGGAUCGUUUCUCUACUUUUCCACUAUGUAAUCCAUUACUCAAUAAUCUAAGAGCAGGAUUUAUGAAUCCCUGGCUUCCAUUACACAUGCAAACGUCGUUGGCAUCAGUAGCCGGUCUACUUUCAGCGUCAACUUAUUCGGGUAUUGCUCCAUCCGUUUUGAACCAAAUGAUGGCAGGCACAUCAUCAAAUACUUUGCCGGUUUCAUCAACUUCCAAUUUCGGAAAUUUGAUGUCAAAAGCUAUGAGGAAAGGAAGUGUUGCUUCGAUCACUGAUAUGUCAGAAGAGGAUUCUGAAGAGAAAGUGAAUGUUGUAGAUUCCCCUUCUCCGGCUCCGACAGAAGCAAGCCAUGCUCAGUCUUUACCUUCUAAUGAGGACUCGUCAGUCGUAGAGUUGAAGGCUAAGAAACGCGUUUCGUGUGACUUGUGCAAGAAAUCAUUUUGUGAUAAGGGAGCAUUGAAAAUUCAUACAAGUGCCGUUCAUCUGAAGGAGAUGCACAUGUGUACCGUCCCAGGAUGUGGAAAGGAGUUCAGUAGCCGUCGGAGUCGGAAUCGGCAUGCUUCAAAUACAAACCCCAAGUUACACAUGCCGGAAGGAGGUCAAUCAGCCACAGCCCAAGCGGUUUUUCGUAACCAAUUAGGACCUCUUCGAAUGGCUGAUAUAUCUCCAAGCGCCAUGCUAUCAAAUGCGAUAUUAGUUAGCCAACAACAGAAACAGCAACUCAAAGAGAACGAUUCCAAAAUGGAAGAUAACAUAGAGUCUGAUCAAUGCAACAGUGAUUCAUCUCAUUGUGAAUCUCUGUUGGAACAUCGUGUUUCUCCUUCCUCUUCCAUACUUGGCAAACGACGAGGGGACCCCGCUGAUUUGAAGAAUCUUGACCUUACAUGGAGAAGAUCCGAUAAUCCGAUAGCCAACAAGCUGCUAUUCCCUACAACAGAUUUACAGUUGAUGUUGUUGCAACAGCUUGUUCAAGCUCAAAACUCUAAUGCGUUAAGCGGCAGAUUGAACAACGUUGCUUAG
Auanema sp. JU1783 is the source of this 1506-nucleotide messenger RNA. Lineage: Eukaryota; Metazoa; Nematoda; Chromadorea; Rhabditida; Rhabditidae. The record is from the annotation of a GenBank genome assembly.